Molecule: messenger RNA, 469 nt
Organism: Ixodes scapularis (black-legged tick)
Lineage: Eukaryota; Metazoa; Arthropoda; Arachnida; Ixodida; Ixodidae
Gene: ATPsynE
Product: ATP synthase subunit e, mitochondrial
Exons: 4
Coding region: 123-380 (85 amino acids)
Biological process (GO): proton motive force-driven ATP synthesis
Molecular function (GO): proton transmembrane transporter activity
Source: RefSeq, a predicted model, not a curated record
AACGAGUGAGUAUGAUUGUACCAGGCCUGGAGCGAGCUCAGGGGCUCGAGUGCAAUUUUUCGACCGGCUUCGUGUGUCUGCAGAAGGUUAGGGUUCUAUCGUAGAACUUCAUCGACAUUAUAAUGGUCGAAUUAGCUCCUCCAGUUGCCGUGUCGCCAUUCAUUCGGGCUUGCCGAUGGGGAGCACUCACUGCAGGCGUUUUCUAUGGAGCGUACCAUUUCAGGCGAUUGAGUCGUAAGGAGACCAAGCUGCGCGAGUAUGAAGCCCAGCAAAUGGAGUUGAUGAGAGAAAAGCGGGAGGAAGAGAAGAGGAAGAAAAACAGAGAGGAAAUGAUUGCCCUGGCUAAGGACACCGGCACACCGAUUCCCCCCAACUUUUAGUCGGUCAUUCUGUAGCAGUGGGCUGCACCAGUCUUAGCUGCAUCAUGCUCCCCUCCAAUGUCAAUAUUAAAGAAAUUUUGUAAGAUAGA